This is a messenger RNA of Clarias gariepinus (North African catfish), 3405 nucleotides long. RefSeq names its product pleckstrin homology-like domain, family B, member 2a (gene phldb2a). The record is from RefSeq and is a predicted model, not a curated record. Bases 1 to 2094 code for a protein of 697 amino acids. The transcript is spliced from 10 exons. NCBI's taxonomy places the organism in Eukaryota, Metazoa, Chordata, Actinopteri, Siluriformes, Clariidae.
AUGACCAGGGUCAGUGUCCGACAUACCCGGUCUAAAGCAGAGCUUCAAAUGAUGAUGGACAGCUUGCAGCGACGAAAGGCAGCUGUGGAAGCCAGCAUACUGUCUAAUGCAGAGCGUCACCCCAACCUCAGCCUUUCCUCUCCACCUAACCCUCAUUUUACCAAAUCACACUUUCAAAAACAUCCGUCCAUCUCGGUUCGAAUCCCUUCCUCCUGCAGCCUUGGUGUGCCUUCUUCCCCUCGUCAUUCAAGACCUAUUCACACCUGCACUCAUAGCAGCAACCAGGACAACUUUUCACUUUUUCAAUUGGUUGACAGCUGCUGUCACAAAAUAGCUGGCUCUAAUCUCUCCAUGUGGAAUUGUACCUCUUUCAGGUCAGAUCCAUAUAAUGUAUAUCGCUGUGGCCUUAGUGGAGCUGCAAGCAUGCCCUCUAGUCCUAGGCUGGGCCGAAAACUUCUAAUACAAGAUGGAGAUGCCAUUAAUGAUCCCGCCACUUGCCAGAGGAAAUAUUCCACUAGUUCUCUGAAUGGGUUAGGAGGACACAGCCGUUCCCUUCACAGGCUGUACCGAGGGGAUGCUCCUUCACUCUCUCUGCCCCCUCAGCACUCAUCCAGGGAAAGAUGCAGCCUACCAUGCAUUGGCCGCUGUCCUGACGUGACUGUAACAUGCUUGAGCAAUGACUGUGGCCACAAGAGGACUCUUUCAUUUGAGAAAGGAGGGGUAGGCCAAGGGAUUGGCCAGUGGAGGGGAAGCAUAGGUUCACUAAGCAGCAAAAAUGAGCUUCAAGAUUACCAUAAAAAACAGCGAGAUGAAAGAUUGCGAGAGCAGGAAGUGGAGAGACUGGAGCGGCAACGUCUAAAAGCUAUAUUGAGUUUAUGUUCUAAAUUGGGCAGCCCAGAAUCAAGUUCUCCGGAACGCAGCCUUGGUGUCUGUGUCGUAUCAAACCUCCAGAAGAUCAGUCAUGAGCUGGAGAAGCUGCAGGUUUCGGAUAAUGAAUUUGGGUGUUCUGACUUGCACAGUGUUGGUGCUCCAGAAAACAGCUUGGUGCUUAAGGGAGAUGGACCACCACAAACCACCAACAUCCUGCAAACCUCUUUGAGUUCACCUUCACUGCAUGUGCACAACAAGUCCCUUCUGCCCCUGUAUCAGAGUUCCAAUUUUGGUAGCUUGCCCCCUUGUGUUCUCUCUCUCACCCCAAGAGACCUAGAUGUUUGCUGCCUGCUCAAGGAUGGUCACCAUUUUUUGAAUGACAAACAUCAGAGGCUGAGUAAGAUAGGCAGCAGCACUGUAUCUGGGUCAAAGAUUUACUUGAAUAACUGUGGUGCCAACUUUGACACAGUCAGUGUGGAGAGUUCAGACAGUCUGGAGACAAGCAUCUCAGUCUGCUCUCCUGACAUCAUCUCCAGUUAUGCCAGCAUAUCUAACAUACUUAAGAUAGAGGAGAUGGAGUGUCAGCUCAGAGAGGCACAGGCAGAAAAGAACAGACUCUUGGAACGCAGAGAGAGAGAAAUUGAGCAGCGCCAACAAGCCCUAGACGUGGAAAGAAGGAGGCGAGAGGAGCUGAAAUGGCAGCUUACAAAAGAGACCAACAUAAGACAAAAACUUAGAGAGAAGGAGGUAAAGCUCCGGGCGAGGCAAAGAACACAGUCACAUCCAGUGACCCGUUACCUGCCAGUUAGGAGAAAUGACUUUGACUUACGGAGUCACAUUGAAGCAUCAGGUCAUCACCCUGACACUUGCUUUCACCUUGUUAUCACUGAAAAGACAUGCCGAGGCUUUUUAAUCAAAAUGGGGGGGAAAAUUAAGACCUGGAAAAAGCGCUGGUUUGUUUUUGAUCGGAAUCGCAGGACCCUGGCAUACUAUGCAGAUAAGCAUGAAGCAAAAUCAAAAGGUGUCAUCUACUUUCAGGCAAUUGAGGAAGUAUAUUAUGAUCAUCUUAAAAAUGCAUAUAAGAGUCCAAACCCUUCACUGACAUUCAGUGUAAAGACACAUGAUCGAGUGUACUUCAUGGUAGCACCAUCUCCAGAGGCCAUGCGGAUCUGGAUGGAUGUGAUUGUUACCGGAGCAGAGGGUUGCUCACAGUUUCUGAUUUAAGCAGUUAGCUUUUUACUUCAUUUAACAUGGUUUGGUUCAGCCUUUGGAAAGGGCCUGCAUCAUGGUUAUAUCUGCUAUUUGAGGAAGACUUUUUAUUGCUCACCUUUUUAAGUGACAUUUUAUAUAUAAAUUUAUUAUAUUAGUGCUUCUUUUAGUAGUUAUUUUUUUUUAGAAGCUGAGAAAGGAUAUUAAAGGUUAUCAUAGCCAGGUCUAAGUUUUCCUUUAACAUUAGUAAAUGUCACAUUUUGGAGUUUGAGUUUAAUGAACCUUUGAAAACACCCUCACACUGCACCAAUAUUUUCUUUUUACAGUACCAUGUUUUAUUCCAUUUAGUAGAAUGGUAACCAGAGGAAAUGCUGUCUUAUUAUAUUUUAAUUACUUUUGUAUAACCAAUCAUAUUAUUUUAAAAGGUAAAGUUCUUUAAAGCUAUAUACCCAAAAGGGUGAGUCAAAACUUAGCUGUACUCUGGCUUUAGAAUUAAUUUUAACUUUCAGAAAAGACAAAUACAUAAUUUUUUUGACAUAAUCUCAUUUCAAACUCUUGCUUUUCAAAUACUCUUUGCUCAUCUAUCAACAAGUUUUUGUUUUCCCUCAAUAAAAAAAAGGCUGAGCUGCAAGCCAUGAAUGCAUUGCACUUCACCAAAGCUAAUCUUCAUCUGUGCAGGGCUGCUUUCAGGGGAUGAGGUAAAAGUUCUAUACAACAAGAUCAGAAAUAAGGAAGGAUUUAUGAACACCUCAAAAUGAAGUGUUUCCAUCCAAGUGAGCAGAGGUGUGCAGAUGUACAUUGUCAUGCAUUGACAAUGCCCUUGAAUAGCAAUAUUUUGCGUUUAAUCAGAAGUUUCAGCUUCAGCUCUUCAAUAAUCAGUAUAAUGAGCACUGUUGAUUGUUGAACUUUUUACCUGAUAAUGUUCCAAUACUAGCCCUUAAGAUUCUCAGAAAACUGUAAGCAUAAAUUUUCUAGCUGAUGGUUGACAUUUUAUUAUUAGUUAGAUGAUUCUCUGUAAGUAACUUUCACCUUUCUUUGAGUAUCAUUGUUCUCUUAACAAUAAACUUUCUUCUUCCCUUAUAGCACAGAGAGGUUCUGAAACCAUAGAGAAUAAUUUUGUCACAUGAAUUGACCGCCACAUAGCACUCCUUAAUCAAACUGAAAGGUCAUGAAGUAAAAUAUUGAAGCGUGCUACUUUGUAAUAGAUGCUAUUAUGCCACCAAUCUAAAAAAUUUUUUUUUUUACCAAAAAUAGCAUGUUUUUUGUUAUUUGAUUAUUAUGUAUUACAGUGUUUUUGUUACAUUGUUUUAUUACAUUAUUGAAACA